CUCCAAGCUCCUGCUCAGGGCCUGCAAGUGGACGUAUUUGUGGGUCCAAAGAGGGCGCAGCGGUACGCCCGACCGACCCGCCGAGAGUUUCUGAUGGCCUCUGCGAACGCCUGGGAACCCGAGUGAGACCGCGCUUCCAUCCAAUUGACGCCCAGCAUGCACCCACGGCGGAGGAGGGGAAGUUCCCCCAGCGCCACCAUCGCUGCGCCCACACGCGCACACCUCCCGCCCUCGCCCGUUGACCCUGACCGUGGGCGACGAAGCGCCACCGUUACCUGGUACUGCCUGUGCGUAUAUCCUCCGAUUUGUUGUUUUGCGUCCUACGGGUUUCGGCCCGCGACCGCUCUUGUUCUCCUCGCCGGGGACUUCGGACAGUCACAGCUGGAGGACGAAUGAAUGGUCGAGGACGAGCAUCUGGUCAGCGGUAUGACGUGCCUCCCCCCUCUUGAUAUCACAUGUUGUGUUGGCGAGCCCGUCGUCGGCACAUGCGGCUCUCGUCGAUCUCCCACGGCAAGGCUGAUACUAGAUACGGCGCGGGCGAAUGCGCGGCGGUCUUUCAGGCGAUGCUGGGAGCUGGGGAUCAACGCCGAAGAGCCCGAGAUCACCACAGGGACAUGACGACCGUUGAGAACCGUCUGUUUGGUACGCUAGGUCAUCAAACGCGAUUAUUCGAGCGUGACGAGACCCACGUCGUCUUUUGCGACACACUAGACUCGCCAGCCAGUUGUUCCCGCUCGCGGCUGCGGUCCGUGAGCGGUUCGGCUCGGUUGGGGGGAAUUGGCAAAGGGAGGGGGAUAUUUGAAAACGGACCGCGAGCUCGCGAGCGGACUGGGCAACUCCGUAGAGGGGACGCAAUCCUGGGGUCCGGACCCCAGGACGACUCUGAAAGUUGAGAGUGGCGCGCGCGCCCGGCGCCUCAGUGGCGCGCCCGAAGCGCGCCUUUCGCCUUCGUGGGUACUUAGUAUGACAUAGACAUGUACUAGGUCGGUCAGAGAGGCGUGAAUGCGAGAUUGCAAGCAAGUAAACAUGACGAGCGCGGCCUAGAAGACAUUCUCCUCGUCCUCGCCAUCCUCCGUGUCCUCACCACCCCCCAUACCCUCUGCAUCCUCGCCGGAGUCG
Messenger RNA from Schizophyllum commune H4-8, 1119 nucleotides. RefSeq lists its product as uncharacterized. The transcript has 3 exons. Bases 456 to 893 code for a protein of 145 amino acids. NCBI's taxonomy places the organism in Eukaryota, Fungi, Basidiomycota, Agaricomycetes, Agaricales, Schizophyllaceae. The record is from RefSeq and is a predicted model, not a curated record.